UAAGCUGUGCAGUCUUCACCCUCCCCCAGAGGAGGUAUAAAUUAGUGGAUCAGGCUAUCCAGAUGAGAAUAUCCUCAACCUCUGAGAACGACUCAAGAAAGCUGCUCAGAAGUUCUUUCAUAUACUCACGGCUAUGACAAGACCAUAAGAUCUCGAAUCCUCUGAAUAACUGCUACUUUGAAGACAAGACACAUUUAUGCUGCUUCUGCAUUAAAGGAUUUUUCAUCUGACAGUUGAGGAACACAGAAUACCAAGAGGUGAACAGCUUACAACGUCCUGUGACACUUUUCUCUCAGUCUGGUGGGAGACACUAAGCCAUGGUUGUAAAGCUGUGUGUCUUGCUCUGUCUCCUUAUGCUGUUGGCAUGUUUUACCCAGCCAAAACCUCAUGAUGAGCUUCCGUUACGCUCAAUGGAGAUCAGAGAUCCAAACAUUGAUGCCGUUUGGUAUAAAGGCAGAGGAAUACGACCUGUUGGAAGAUUUGGUCGAAGGAUGGCACAAAGAGAUAAACUGCUAACAGAUGUAGCAGCCUUGCUUGAUCAGUGUGUUGAAACAUUGCUGUUGCUGCAACGCUCAGUACUGAUCAGUGCAUGUUCAUAUGGCAUCAAUGGGUAAAACAGACAAAUAACACAAUUUAAAGUAUUCUGAUUUACACUUUUAUCAUAUCAGGGUAUUAGAAAGAUUGGUUGAUGGAAUGUUCAAUAAAGUCAAAAUCCAUUUAAA
Messenger RNA from Ctenopharyngodon idella (grass carp), 722 nucleotides. RefSeq names its product prolactin releasing hormone (gene prlh). Gene Ontology annotation, biological process: response to peptide hormone; feeding behavior; G protein-coupled receptor signaling pathway. NCBI's taxonomy places the organism in Eukaryota, Metazoa, Chordata, Actinopteri, Cypriniformes, Xenocyprididae. Gene Ontology annotation, molecular function: neuropeptide hormone activity; prolactin-releasing peptide receptor binding. The record is from RefSeq and is a predicted model, not a curated record. Bases 318 to 614 code for a protein of 98 amino acids. The transcript is spliced from 4 exons.